AUGGCAAGUCUUCCAGUAGCUAGAAAGAAGCUGGAGCUCAAACCUGGAGAGCUGCCGAGCUGGAUACUGAUGCAGGUUUUCACCCCCAGUGGCAUUGCAGGAGCCUUUCAGAGAGGGGAUGACUGGUAUUACAAAUACAUCAACGUUCAGAAAGGCAGCAUUUCAGGGAUGAACAUGGCGCUGGCUGCCUAUGUGGUUUUCAGCUACUACAUUUCUUACAAGGAACUCAAACAUGAGUGGCAAUGCAAGUACCAUUGA
This is a messenger RNA of Mus pahari (shrew mouse), 258 nucleotides long. RefSeq names its product ATP synthase subunit f, mitochondrial-like. The record is from RefSeq and is a predicted model, not a curated record. The transcript is spliced from 2 exons. Gene Ontology annotation, biological process: proton motive force-driven mitochondrial ATP synthesis. Bases 1 to 258 code for a protein of 85 amino acids. Lineage: Eukaryota; Metazoa; Chordata; Mammalia; Rodentia; Muridae. Gene Ontology annotation, molecular function: proton-transporting ATP synthase activity, rotational mechanism.